AUGAAAUUUCCAGGGCACGAUGGGAAGAUCAUCUCCAUCAGUGCAAAUCAACAGGUAGCGCGACAAUGCUACGCAGAAAGCCUGGAAACCGUCUCACCGAGCGAACAACGCAAGAACGACCUUACCGCUCUAGCUCACACCGACCACGAAGAAAUCACCGAUCUCGACCCGAGAUCCGACGCUCAUGAUGAACGACCCAGCCCCGUCGAUGAGCUCGACGACCUUCAAAUCGGGAAACUCCCCGGACAGACCACAAAGAUCAGCCAGCAAUUAACCCCCGAACUACGACAGCAACUCCAAGCGGAGAUCCUCAAGAACGCCGACCUCUUCGCCUGGUCUAGCGCUGACAUGCCCGAUCAAUGCGAAGAAGCUUUCCAAAGCUUCAAAAACUUCCUCACAACUCCGCCAGUCUUACAGAGGCCGGAUCACAAUACCGACCUCCUUCUCUACCUGGCGGUGGCAGAAAACGCCAUCAGCGCCGUCAUUGUACAAGAACACCAAAAGACACAGACGCCUAUCUACUUCAUCAGCCGAGUCCUCCAAGACGCGGAAAGAAGGUACCAGAUGAUCGAGAAACUGGCGUUGGCACUGGUCACCGCAGCCCGGCGACUCCGACCCUACUUCCAGAGCCACCAGGUGGUAGUUAAAACUGACUACCCCAUCAAACAAAUCCUACGAAAACUUGAGCUCGCCGGACGUAUGAUUGCCUGGUCGAUAGAACUAUCCGAGUUCGGCAUCCAGUACGAAAGUUGUGGACCCCUGAAAACCCAGUGCUUAGCCGAUUUUGUAUCCGAGCUCACACCGGCUACUACUGAGGAAUCCCAGGCAUGGACCCUACAUGUUGACGGGUCCUCCAACUCCAAAGGUGGGGGUGCAGGCAUCAUUCUGGAAGGGCCAAACCAAGUCACCUUGGAGCAAUCCCUCAAGUUCGGCUUCAAAUUAACCAAUAACCAGGCAGAGUACGAGGCGCUCCUCGCCGGACUAAGGUUAGCCCACAAUCUCGGAGCUCGAAGGGUGAACUGCAACAGCGACUCGAAACUCAUGGUGGAACAACUUAGUGGGACAUACCAGGCAAAAGACACCCUUCUACAGCGGUACUUCGACACCGCAUCCCAACAGAUCUCGUCCUUCGACGAAUUCUCCAUAAAACAUGUACCACGAGAACAAAACGCCAGAGCAGACCUCCUAUCAAAACUCGCCAGCACCAAAAGGCCCGGUCAACACCGAACCAUCAUCCAGGAAACUCUGCACUCACCUAGCCUGGAUGGCAAAAUCGUCAACGUCAACGACAAUGAAGAACUGGGAUGGAUGACAGAUAUCUGGAACUACCUGAAAGAGGGCACCCUGCCCAAAGACAAAGACGAAGCACGAAAGGUGAGAAUGAGAUCAGCCAAAUUCAUCAUCAUCGAUGAUGAAUUAUUCAAACGUGGGAUUUCCACUCCGCUGCUCAAAUGCCUGACCACGUCUCAAGCAGCCUACGUCGUCAAGGAAAUCCACCAGGUGAUAUGCGGAAUGCACUCCGGAGCAUGCUCAAUGGCAGCCAGGGUACUCCGAGCUGGAUACUACUGGCCCACUCUAAAGUCGGACUGCCAAAGCUACAUCCAGAAAUGCAAGAAGUGCCAACAAUUUGGCAACGCGCACCGACAACCCCCCGAGGCCCUUCACCACAUGAUGUCAGCAUGGCCUUUCUCCCAAUGGGGAAUGGACAUCCUCGGGCCUUUCCCCCCCGCGAAGGGCCAAUUGAAAUUCCUCCUGGUAGCAAUCGACUAUUUCACCAAAUUCGGGAUUCCCCACGCCAUCGUCACCGACAAUGGGCGAUAG
Messenger RNA from Cajanus cajan (pigeon pea), 1821 nucleotides. The record is from RefSeq and is a predicted model, not a curated record. Lineage: Eukaryota; Viridiplantae; Streptophyta; Magnoliopsida; Fabales; Fabaceae.